GCUGUUCAAACAUGGCAGCGGCAACGAGUGUUGUCGUGCUCGACAGGGGAAACAACACCACCUGCACUAUCAAUUUACACGGAGCCACCGUGGUGUCCUGGCGGGUGAAUAAUCAGGAACAGCUGUUCGUUAGUAAGCAAGCUGUGUUCGACGGAAAGAAAGCGAUUAGAGGCGGCAUACCGUUCGUUUUCCCGAUAUUUAACGAUCCACGGUUGACCGAUGCGCAUUUACACGAAGAAACGAUGCGCCUUAUCCCCGCAGCACAAUUCGGAUCAUGGACGUUCGGGCCGCCCCACGGCUUCGCCAGGAUCAUACGUUGGAACGUGGAGAAGUCGCCGGAGCGAUUGCCCAGCGGGGACAUCGAGGCGGUAUUCUCGAUAAUGGACAGCGAAUUCACGCGAUCGCUGUGGAACUCACAGUUCAGGCUAACGUACAGGCUAAUACUGCGCGAGAAGGAGCUGCAUUUCAAUAUCGGCGUGUACAACCCGAGCAGAGAAGACACCUUCAGCUUUAAUCUGCUCCUACACACUUACUUCAAGGUACCCGACGUCAGGAGAUGCCAAAUCACGGGACUGCACGGCUGCACGUUCGUCGACAAGACCAGGGAGAACCAAAUCUUCCAAGAAGGCCGCGACGUCGUGACGGUGUGCGAAUGGACCGACCGGAUCUACCAGAACACGCAGCCGGAGCAUAUCAUCACGAAUGUCGUUUCCGGUAGGAAGAUGCGCGUGCAAAAGUACAACUUUCCCGACACGGUCGUUUGGAAUCCCUGGCAGGAGAAGGCGCGCGACAUCCCGGACUUCGGCGACGACGAAUUUCCCAACAUGAUAUGCGUCGAGAGCGGCCACGUCAGUAGUCCGGUUAUACUGCUGCCAGGAACGGCCUUUGAGGCGAGCCAGAUAUUACAGAUAAAAUUUCUUACUAACGAUUCCACCUACGGAUGGAUUUGAUCGAUUAUCAGGCUUUAAUUCAUUCUGCUUGUGGCGUGCUUGCAAUUAAUUGUGUGACGAUCGCUCUACGCGAAAUAGCUACUAAUAGAGAAUGAUAAAAAACAUUGGAUCAAAAUCUUUUUUUGCAUUUUAUUCUCAUGAAUCGUUAUUCGAUUGCAAAAGAUUUCUGGCUUUUUAUAGGUAAGAUUUCAAUUGGCAAGACAGUUAUUGAAAGAUCUUAUGCGAAACGAGAAUAAGAUUUAUUCUUAUGCUCUUAUUCCGAAAAUAUAUUUCUGUGAAAUUUAUUAUUAAAGUGAAGAAUUUAUCAAUACUUAUGUAU
Messenger RNA from Wasmannia auropunctata (little fire ant), 1269 nucleotides. Its product is annotated as glucose-6-phosphate 1-epimerase. Bases 12 to 950 code for a protein of 312 amino acids. The record is from RefSeq and is a predicted model, not a curated record. Gene Ontology annotation, biological process: carbohydrate metabolic process. Lineage: Eukaryota; Metazoa; Arthropoda; Insecta; Hymenoptera; Formicidae. The transcript has 6 exons. Gene Ontology annotation, molecular function: carbohydrate binding; isomerase activity.